Molecule: messenger RNA, 987 nt
Organism: Symbiodinium pilosum
Lineage: Eukaryota; Dinophyceae; Suessiales; Symbiodiniaceae
Source: the annotation of a GenBank genome assembly
AUGGCUCAUCCUGAUCGCCCGACGACGCCAAAUGCUGCAUCAGUAAAGGAGAUGGAUGACACAGAGAAACCCAUCCAUAGGGUCCAUGAGAGCAACAGGCCGCUCAAACCGGACAAAGCUGACCCAUAUGGGAUGCAGGCGCGCUGGGCGAUAGCCCGAUAUCCGGUGUGCCCCCUGAAAAGACUAGCAGGCAAGACAGAGCCGGAGGCUGCUAUGGAGAAGGACGAAGUCAUGGAAGAGAAAGUUGACAAGGUCUGCCAGGAUAUAUGGGAAGCUAUGAGUGAAGUGAUGGCGCAGGAUGCUAAGGGACAGGGACAGGCCGCAGGAGCGUAUGCAGGCAGCGGCAUAUUCAAGAACGUCAAGGAUGAGGCUGCGAAGAAGCUGCUGACAGACAACUUCUCCGCACACAUGGAGUUGCCCGAGCUUCAGGAACUGGAAAGCGGCAUCAAAGAACAGAGCACCAGAGACAAGACGGCCAGAUUAAUGACGCUUGCAAAGAUCUACAGUGAUCUUUCACACAUAGACUUGGCUGCAGUCAGGAGAUGUGCAGCCUACAAACGGCUUCUCUCCGAGAAGGCGUUAGAUGAUGGGGACAAGCCGCUGAGGACGGACUCGAACACAAAGGUGCGCUAUGUCAUCUAUCCGAUGGCCUUGUUCUUCUUCUGCUUUGCCCUGCAGAGCUUUCUCCUCCAUGUCACCACUGCCCUAUACGUGCGGUACAUGGAUCGGAUCGUGAAUGACUUGGAUGAUUUGACGCAUGCUACUGGCACGGAUGACUCCGCUAACAAAGUCAAGCUUUCCAGCGUCGAAGGUGGUGAGAUGUUCGAUCUUGUGUCCCACCUCUUCGUGGCAAGGGAAGGAGCAGGAGAGGGUGAGGCUGUUCGUGAUGGCAACCUCAAGAUCCCCCUGAAGCUCUUAGACUUAUCCGGCUGCUUGGCAGACAAAGCCUGGUAUGAUUCCCGCCGGCCUCUGCGCGUCGGCCCCUGA